GCCGGGCCGGGGCGGGCGGCGGCGGCGGGGCAGUCAGCCUGCGCGCUGGGCACCGUGCGGGCGUGCGGCGGCCGGCAGCGAGGCACGGAGGCAGCCAGCGUCCCCGCCACGACGCGGCGCUGAGGCCGGUCGCCCGCCGCCGCCGCGCUCCCGCGCCCGCCCCCCCCCCGCACCCCCCCGCCACACAAAGGCAGCCGCAGCUGGACGGGCGACGGACCGCGCUCCACGCCAGGGCUCCGGUGCAGCGUCUCGGCUGGUCUUCUCCAUACUCAUGAACAUACAAAGGUCAACCCCUAUCACGAUAGCACGAUAUGGGAGACCGCGGAAUAAAACCCAGGAUUUUGAGGAGCUCUCGUCCAUACGGUCCAUCGAGCCAAGCCAGAGUUUUAGCCCGAAUCUAGGCUCGCCGAGCCCGCCGGAGACCCCGAACUUGUCGCAUUGCGUUUCUUGCAUCGGGAAAUACUUAUUGUUGGAGCCUCUCGAGGGAGACCACGUUUUCCGAGCCGUACAUCUGCACAGUGGCGAGGAGCUGGUUUGCAAGGUGUUUGAUAUUGGCUGCUACCAGGAGUUAUUAGCACCAUGUUUUUGUCUGCCUGCGCAUAAAAAUAUCAACCAAAUUACUGAAAUAAUUCUUGGGGAGACAAAAGCAUAUGUGUUCUUUGAAAGGAGCUAUGGGGACAUGCAUUCGUUUGUUCGUACCUGCAAGAAGCUUAAAGAAGAGGAGGCAGCCAAACUCUUCUAUCAAAUAGCUUCUGCAGUUGCACACUGCCAUGAUGGUGGACUGGUACUGCGAGAUCUCAAGCUGCGAAAGUUUAUUUUCAAGGAUGAGGAAAGGACUAGAGUGAAAUUGGAAAGCCUAGAAGAUGCUUAUAUUUUAAGAGGAAAUGAUGACUCUCUUUCUGAUAAGCAUGGAUGCCCAGCCUAUGUGAGUCCAGAGAUCUUGAACACAAAUGGCAGCUACUCUGGCAAAGCAGCGGACGUAUGGAGUCUAGGUGUCAUGCUUUAUACCAUGCUAGUUGGACGCUAUCCUUUCCAUGACAUUGAGCCUAGUUCCCUCUUCAGCAAGAUCCGUCGUGGGCAGUUUAACAUUCCAGAUACUCUUUCCCCCAAGGCAAAAUGCCUCAUACGUAGCAUACUGCGUCGGGAGCCAUCAGAAAGGCUGACUUCACAGGAAAUUCUGGACCAUCCAUGGUUUUCUACAGAUUUUAAUGUAUCGAGUUCAGGAUAUGGUGCUAAGGAAGUAUCAGAUCAGCUGGUGCCUGAUGUCAACAUGGAAGAAGACUUGGACCCAUUCUUUAACUGAGCACAAAGACUGGUGUUCAGAAGGUACACGACCUGGAGAUGGACACAUGAAGGAGCCCUUCCUGACCAUGUUAAACCACAUCCUGCAUCAGCCUAGCUUGGUAGCAAAAGACACUCAGAGGUCCUCAGAUUGAGAAGGAACCUCCACAAGGAGCUAAUAUAACAAAUGUAGCAUGGGGACAGAUUGGGGGGCGGGGGGAGCUUGCUAUCAGGUUAGAUUGAUAUGGAGGAGAAAAGGCAGCAUGGAGCAAUUGUAGCUUCUCACCUUUUUGGAGCCAAGGAGACUGCACAUGCCAAUUCUGGUGCAGCUGUAUCACUCCUGUUUCUGUUCCAUUAAAAAUAGUGGUAACUCACGACAAAUAGAAACUUUUUUGCCUCAGCUCACAUCUUGGCAUCGCACUGUUAGAUAUUUAACUUCAGCCAUUAUUCAGGGAAAGUACAAUUGGCUAACAUUUUUUUUUAAUCGGAUGUCUAAUAAUUAAUGGGAUUAAUUUAAGAAAAAAAUUAGGUGCACAAAGACGGACAUGAAAAGUGGGUGCUAAAAACAAACAAAAUUUCAGUUCAUGUCUCUUGAUAGCUAUUUUCAACUCAUUUCUUCUAAAUAAACUACUUAAUAUUCUUGUCAGGAAAUGACAUUUUAAUGCUUUGUUCCCUUAAGGGGAAGUAACUGUCAUUUAACAAGCUGUUCUGUUUUGUGUCAAAUGGUUUGUUGCAGGAAGCUAUUAUAACUCGAACUUCCAGAUGCAUUACUGCUAUAAUAGGGGGAAAAAAAGAAGAAAACUGUGUAAUUUUUUUUAAAAGAUACUGGCUUCCAUAUCUGCCAUGCUGCACGUAUAUGACUAGAGAGGGCAGAAAGCCCUUAAUCGUGUCUUUAUCUGAGAACCGAUCUCUUCUUUAACUGACUGGCCCACAUGUAAAUAGAGGGCUCUUUAUUACUGAAGAAGAGUAUUGUGGUUUUUUUUUUUUUUCUUUGAAUUCCUCUCAACUUGGGAAAAGAAUUGUUUGGGUUUGAUUUUUGUUUAUGUCCAGAACAAGAAAUAAGAGGGUAUUAAUAAGCUGAACAUUUAUAUUACAGAUAUUCCUCUUGAAACAUACACAGUAAUAUGCACCUUUUGUAUUGUCAAGACUUAUUCUAUUUAUUGAAGAAAAUGUCACAGUAGUGAUGUAUUAAGCCAGUACUUCAAUUACGGGUUGACUUGGGAUGACAUGUUACAUGCUGUAGUUAACACACUUCUUUUCUGUUCAGGUAUUUCUGUCCCUAAAUAACUUUUUAUUUAGCUUCUUUUUCUAGAUAGCUUUAUUUGAUUUAGACUGGCAAAUGUUUUUAUUACUGCUUUUAUAUUGCUGUAUGAUAUUGAAAUCUCUUGGCAUAAAUAUUUGUGUUUCCAGUACCUCAGUUGUUCUGAUAUUACUGCCUGUAUACGUUUUGUGAAGUGGUCAUGUUUUUUGGGUAGGUACAUGUGGACUCUGUAGUAUGUAAAUGUUACUUGAAUUUGUGCUUAAUUAUAGUAUGUGGCAUGUGCGUACAGCUACUUGGCAUUUGACGUAUGGAUGCUAUUUGCCUGCCUUGCAGGAAAGUUAUGGUCCCACUCUCAAGAGGAUGUUUCACAGUUCUUUAUCAAGAGACAAAGCUAGCUGCAGCUGACCUGCCUUGGUUCUAUUUUGGUAACUAAGAAUAUAAAGGAGUAAUGUUUUUACACUCUGAAGAUGGUGCUGUGUCAAGAAGGACUUUUUUUUAUUUUAUAAGUACCUUAUAGGAGGAAAGAUUGGUGAUGUGCAUGGUGGGGUUUUACUGCCUCUGGUGCUUUGUCAUGUAUUUGGUUUAAUGUUUUUGUCCUAAUCUCUUCAAUAAAUAAAAUUGUGCAUAUUUAACUAAA
Messenger RNA from Phalacrocorax carbo (great cormorant), 3179 nucleotides. NCBI's taxonomy places the organism in Eukaryota, Metazoa, Chordata, Aves, Suliformes, Phalacrocoracidae. The record is from RefSeq and is a predicted model, not a curated record.